UUCACUUAUAAAUAGUUUGGUAAUGGGAAAGAAAGUGGUCAGUUCGUUGAUUGCCGUGGACGGUUUAGUGGUUGAAUUCAGCAUGGCUCAGAUGACCCAUCCUGUGCUGUUGCUGGCAAUACUGCUGAUGGUGACAUUAGGAAGUGCAGUGAAGCGUGACGGUUAUGAGAUAGACAUUAAACAUGUUCCGUUUGAGAUACACACUACGCACUUCAAAGAAUCCCGUGGGAGUGACCAUAAAACGGAAGGUCAAACUAAUGCCCAGUUCGGGUACAAGAAAGAAGAAGCACCCCUUGAGGGAUCGUAUGAAUCUAAAAAAGAAAGUCGCAAAAAUGAUGGACGGAAGGGGUUCAAAAGCUCUAGAACUCGUCAAGGCUUUAAAAUGGGAACCAAGAACCAAGGCACUGGUGGAAGUGUAAGGGAGAAGAAGCCAAAACAAAAUGAAGGAAGUAUUGCGUGGACUUAUACGACGGCAUUCGGUCCGAGUGAUUCUACAACGACCACUGAUCCUACGACGACUUCAGCAUUCGUCAAGCUCGGAUACAGACAUUCUCCCGGUGCUAAGAAGACAUCCCCGUCGAGUCGAUGGCCUCAACACACCUCAAUUUGGGGAUCAACAACUCCUGUCUAUCAAAAUUUUGUAACGACGCAGCAACCAAUCGAACACAAUCUUCACAAACAGGGAUUUGCACCAGGUUUGGAGAAGCUUCCACUACAGAAGAACGUUUUCCAGAGCAGUCAAAGCUCAAGCUAUGGAAAUAAUAGAACCCAAGGAUCUAGUUUCAGCCAGAGUAAGGAGAAGAAUGACCCAAAACGUACAACGAAAGCACCGUUUGGUGAGCGAAAACCAGUCGAGCAACAGUUGAUCAUAGUAAACCCGGUCACUCCAAGUGUUUUGUUCAGGAACCCCCAACUGAGAAUCCCUUUCGAAAGUGAUAAGACUGGUCCCGUUCAGUUCACUCCUUUGGUUUAUGACGUUACGUCAACCACGAUUAAACCUACCAUGAACACGUCUUCAAAACCAACAACCACAACCGCAGGUACCAUUCAAAACCCGGAUUCGAAGGAGGACGAUGAGGACUCGAUAUAUCUGCUGGUUAAGUACGACAAGGCACGGGAUGGCAAAACAUCCAAAGCGAAUGUGGUUGAGAUUAUUGGGGGUCACAGCCGGGUUAAGCAGUACUCGGGCAAUCGUCGGGAUCGAAUUGAGUUCGAGAGGGCCGAUUUCGGGUCUUCAUCGACUGAACAGUUGCAAGAACCGAAGAUAAGUUUCGAGAUAGACGGAAUGCCGGUCACUACAUCCGGGUAUUCGGUGCGGGAGACUUUGGCGAAGGACGAGCUGAUUCAAAUGACGACCCCACUAGCGUUGCCUGGCAAUACCACAGACGGUAUGAAAGCUGGCGGUGCCAACUCGGGAAGAAACGGAUCACAGCCCAUCCGCGCUGGUCUUGCUCCUAGUUACACUUUUCAAUUCGACAAACUUUCCCAGCAAUACAUGGAGCAGUUGAAAAAAGGUUCCGCCGCUCCACAGCAAGGGAUGAUGAUGAGUAUGACUUCGGGUCUACAACUCGAUCAAGAGGUCCCAGAAAAAAUGUCAGAACUGAUGGGCGAACAGAGCCCUCAAGGUGGUCGGGGUAAAUUGAUCGCCCCUACAACGUACUGGGGCUCAUUCGCGAAACAAACCGAAAAGCAGCAUUCACAGGCUGGUACAACAGGGUUCCAAAAUGUUCAAACGGAAAAUAGGGGCACUCAAAUCAAAGUCAAUGACCAAGCCGGAGCUCGUUUCGUGUUGGACCGUAGCAACGGUGGCUCGACAAAUGAAGCCAGUGGGAGUUCUCUUCAACAAUUGAAUGAGUUCAACGGGCUGGGAUUACGUGAUAGCUAUGGUCACUUUGUGGGCAACAGUUUCCAAGCUUUUGAUGAGUCCACUGGUAUGCGAGGACCUGAUUCACAAAGCACCGAAAACGCAGACCUCUUGUUGGAAAAGUAUAACGGAACAACAGAUCCACUAGAAAUCACUCGAGUCUUGGUUAGCCGAAAUGGGGGACUAACUGUAGAUCAAUUCAAUGAGCUAUUCAAGGAUUAUUUCAACAAAGAAUUAACUGAGGAUGACAUUGACUCGUACGAGAAAUUGAUAAAUAUUGCCAGUUUUAAUGGUACUGCUACUGGCUUCCAGGGGCCCGUAACAAUGGCUGAAAAGAGUGAUACUCAAGACCCAAACGACGCCAGUAAUGGGAUCUCAAAUUCAUCCGAAGGGGAGGAGGAUCAACGGAUCAAAGUGCAAGUUAAUAACACUCCCGCUCGCCAAGAACCGAUUGUAAAAAUAGGCUACGGGAUUUCCAAGUCACACCAAGGAGUAUAUAAAUCUCCGAAAUUUUUCGAACAAUUGAAGGAAAUCAGCAGUCCUGAGGAGGGAUAUGUUGAACCACAGAACAAACACCAAAAAGGAGCCUAUGUGGACAAUCCUGUGUUUGGAUUCGAGGCUUCCAAGGGGGACGAUCGACAACAGCAAGCGAACAGCAAACUAGAACAGCAGGGGAAUAGCGUUAGUGACAAUCUCAGCCAAAGUAGCCAUCGUAGAGGUCGAAGUUAUGUUAAGUUCCAAACGCUCAACUGAAGCAGACUGAAAGCUCACCAAAGAAGCAUUGUUAAUUUAGUGGUA
This is a messenger RNA of Toxorhynchites rutilus septentrionalis, 2662 nucleotides long. RefSeq lists its product as uncharacterized. The transcript has 2 exons. The record is from RefSeq and is a predicted model, not a curated record. Bases 23 to 2617 code for a protein of 864 amino acids. Lineage: Eukaryota; Metazoa; Arthropoda; Insecta; Diptera; Culicidae.